AUGAACCCAACAGUCACAUUCCUAUUCUCCAUUGGUCUGUGUCUGGAUGGGGUGAUUAGGGCACAGAUGGGCACUCUUACCAGGCCUACCCUAUUGGCUGUCCCAAGUCCUCUGGUCUACUAUGAAGGAAAUGUGACCCUCGGGUGCCAGGGCCAAGUGCACAGUGACAGAUUCCAGCUAUGGAAGGAUGGAAAGUUCAUGGAAGAGAAAAAUGCAUCCCAGGGGCUGGCACAGUUUAUGCUCAAGAAUGUGGAUGAAAUGAUUAAUAAAGGAAUCUAUAGCUGCCACCACUAUAGGCUGGGAACCUCAUGGUCAGAGCCCAAUAAACCCCUGUUCCUGGUGCUGGGUGGACUUUUCCCUAAACCUGCUCUGUGGGCCCUGCCUGGCCCAGUGGUGGCCCCAGGGACCAAUAUCACUCUCUGGUGCUCAAGAUCCAAGCUGUCUUCUGUUAAAAAAUGGAAAUUCACUCUGUGGAAGGAUGGAAUGUGGAAACCCUUAAAGAGACAGUUCUCAGCAGAGUCCCAGACUUGCUUCCUCCUCUCUUCUGUGAGCCCUGAGGAUAAUGGAAGCUAUAGGUGUGCUUAUAUGGAACAGAGUGCCUCUCCUAGAGUAUCAGAGAUGAGUGACGUCCUGGAAUUACUGGUGCCAGAUGCAUUCCCCAAGGCUUCCCUCUCGGUCUGGCCAAGCCCAGAGGUGGUAUCAGGAACCAAUGUGACCCUCCUGUGUCAUGGGCCCUCUUGGAGUACUGGGUUUCUUCUGUACAAGGAGGGAUAUGACAAAAUCCUGCAAUGCACAGAUAUCAUUCAAGAUGGAGCCCAGUUCUUCUUGACUCAUGUGACCCCCAAGCAUUCUGGCAUUUACACAUGCAGUUACCAGCCCAGCACCAAUGGCAGUUUCUGGACACAGCACAGUGACCCUCAGGAGCUAAUUGUCAGAGUGCCCAGAAGCAUGAUCAUCACCCUCAGUUUUGUCUCCAUCCUCCUCCUCUGUGUUGCCCUGUUGGCAUUCCUCUGCCACCCAUCCAGCCCUAUGGGAGCCUUUCUGGGAGACAGUCCUAGGAGGUGCCUUUGCUGUCCUUGUCUUCCCCAGACAGUAUCCCCAUCUCAACACCUUGAGGCCUCCAAAGAGGAAACCCUAUAUGCAGAAGUGGCCAAUGAGAGACCAAGGGAAAGAAUGGUCGCCAUGGCUGAAGACCCCCAAAUAGUGACUUUUACUCAGCUGAACAUAAGAAACAUGAAAAAGAAGCAAAUACACUCCAAGGAGAAACCUAUAGAUUCCAUAGUCUAUGCCACCAUGUCCUUGGACUGAGGGUUUUGGUAUCUUUCAUGAAGAAAUUCUCUCCUUUCUUCUUCUCUCCCUCACCCCUAUUUACAUCUUGCCUUGCACACCUUCCCAGGUUCCCAUUGCUGGGAAGUCAUGAUGACUAUUUGGGAUAUUUAUUGAGCUUGUGUAAACAUAGUGGACCUUCCUAUGACCAGAAAAACACAGAAAAUAUAUACAGAGUUAGAGGGGUAUCCCUUGCUGAAGAAUAUGCUAGUAACACAGGUGUAGACCAA
Molecule: messenger RNA, 1556 nt
Organism: Gracilinanus agilis (Agile Gracile Mouse Opossum)
Lineage: Eukaryota; Metazoa; Chordata; Mammalia; Didelphimorphia; Didelphidae
Product: osteoclast-associated immunoglobulin-like receptor
Exons: 10
Coding region: 1-1308 (435 amino acids)
Cellular component (GO): plasma membrane
Source: RefSeq, a predicted model, not a curated record